Molecule: messenger RNA, 1276 nt
Organism: Tupaia belangeri chinensis (Chinese tree shrew)
Lineage: Eukaryota; Metazoa; Chordata; Mammalia; Scandentia; Tupaiidae
Gene: SHD
Product: Src homology 2 domain containing transforming protein D
Exons: 7
Coding region: 173-1192 (339 amino acids)
Molecular function (GO): phosphotyrosine residue binding
Source: RefSeq, a predicted model, not a curated record
GCCGCCGCCUUCGGCUGCGUCAAUAGCAAUUUUCAGCGGUGACCUCUGGUGGGCUUCGCCGCCAGGUGCCGGAGGGCACGCCUGCUCCGCCUCCUCCCUCGGGAAGGGGGCCGAGGAAGGGGCAUGUGGGGUCCCCCCUGACAGUGGCCAGGUCGGGGUGACGCGCGCCCAGAUGGCCAAGUGGCUACGGGACUACCUGAGCUUUGGCGGGCGGAGGCCCCCUCCGCAGCCGCCCACCCCCGACUACACGGAGAGCGACAUCCUGCGGGCCUACCGCGAGCAGAAGGACCUGGACUUCGAGGACCCCUACGAGGACGCCAGCGACGGCCGCGGGGAGCCGGAUCCCGCGAGCCCCGCAGAAGCCAAGUACGACUCUCCCAAGCACCGGCUGAUCAAGGUGGAGGCGGCGGACAUGGCCAGGGCCAAGGCUUUGCUGGGCAGCCCCGGGGAGGAGCCCGAAGUGGACCCCGAGUAUUCGGACCCCUUUGAUGCCCGGCCUCACCCGCCGCCCCCCGAUGACGGUUACAUGGAGCCCUACGACGCCCAGCGGGUCGUGAGCGAACUGCCGAGCAGAGGGGUGCAGCUGUAUGACACCCCCUACGAGGAGCAGGGCCGAGAGCCAGAGGAGGGGGCCCCGUGCGGGCAGAGGCCUCGGCAGAGCCGGCUGCCCCCGGAGGACGAACGGCCGGCCGACGAGUACGACCAGCCCUGGGAGUGGAAGAAGGACCACAUCUCCAGGGCGUUCGCAGUGCAGUUUGACAGUCCGGAGUGGGAGAGGACGCCAGGCGCAGCCAAGGAGCUCCGGAGACCCCCGCCCAGAAGCCCCCAGCCCGCGGAGCGCGUGGACCCAGCCCUGCCCUUGGAGAAACAACCGUGGUUUCAUGGCCAGCUGAGCCGGGCAGACGCUGAGAACCUGUUGUCCCUCUGCAAGGAGAGCAGUUACCUCGUGCGGCUCAGUGAGACCAGCCCCCAGGACUGCUCCCUGUCCCUCAGGAGCAGCCAGGGCUUCCUGCACCUGAAGUUCGCGCGGACCCGAGAGAACCAGUUCGUGUUGGGCCAGCACAGCGGCGCCUUCGCCAGCGUGCCCGAGCUGGUCCUGCACUACAGCUCGCGCCCCCUGCCGGUGCAGGGCGCCGAGCACCUGGCCCUGCUCUACCCGGUGGCCGCGCAGGCUCCCUGCCCCGCGCCCUGACCUACCGCCGCGCGCGCCGGGAGGACCGAGGACCGACUCCCCGCCCCUCCAGCCCCUGCACCCCUCCAGGAUCUGGGAUCACUG